AUGGCCCCGCAGGACCAAUACAUAGAAGAGGAGGAGGAUACAUGUCCGCUAUGUAUCGAAGAGUUCGACCUGACGGAUCGGAACUUCCGGCCCUGUCCUUGCGGCUACAAGGUCUGCCAGUUCUGCUUCAACAACAUCAGAAAUAACAUGAACGGGCUUUGCCCAGCGUGCCGACGACCCUACGACGAAAAGACAAUCCAGUAUAAGAUUGUGUCUCCCGAGGAAGCGGCCGACUUUGCGAGAAACAUCCAGAAGAACCAAAAGAAACGUGCUCAAGAACAGAAGCAGAAGGAAGCGCAAAAGCGUGAGGUUGAGAAAGAAUCCCGGAAGAACCUCAUCGGUGUACGCGUGGUCCAGAAGAACCUCGUUUACGUGACCGGCGUUGCACCGGGCGGCCGGGAAGACGAGCUGCUCAAGACGCUUAGGCGGCCAGAAUACUUUGGGCAAUACGGCGUCAUCCAGAAGAUCUCCAUUUCCAACCGGAAAUCCCCCGACGGUCAACACCAUUCCCUCGGCGUCUACGUCACUUUCGAGAAAAACGAAGACGCCUCCAGGUGCAUCCAGGCCGUUCACGGUUCAGUCAACGGAGACCGUGUACUCAAGGCGCAAUAUGGUACCACCAAGUACUGUUCUGCCUGGCUAAAGUUCGAGAAGUGCAACAACCCUUCUUGCAUGUUUCUGCAUGAGAAGGCAGAUGAGGAAAACAGUUAUUCCCGGCAGGACCUAUCCUCUAUGAACAGCAUCCUUAGCCAGACACAGCGAUCACCAAGCGCCGGCGGACCCUCGUCUGCACGGGCUGUUUCUCGACAGAUACCCUCCCAACCUACUCCACCCCCCCUCGCAGCCCAACCCCUACAACGCUCCUCGAGCAGAGAGGGAACGGACACUACCGUUGACUCGUCCGCACUGCCCUCGUCAGCAAGCUGGGCCCGCAACCCCCAGCGGAGCCGUAGGGGCAGUCACGCCACGACCGGAACUGCUUCCAGCCCCGCCGUGUCGACAUCUCUCCCCGCAACGAACGAGGCUGCGGAGCAGGGAUCUCUCCCCGCUACGAACGAGGCUGUGGAGCAAGGAUCUCUUGCCGCUACGAACGAGGCUGCGGAGCAAGGAUCUCUCCCCGCCACGAACGAGGCUGCAGAGCCAGGAGGUGAGGAUUUCUCACUCCCUGCUGGUAUUGUCUUUCCUGACCGGUGUACACGAGAUGAAGUGCGUUUCGUGUCUAUCGCGCUUCAAUCGAAGCGGCCGAGUAUUAAGGAUAUUUACAAGACGUUGGCAAAGAGCAUGGAAAUGUCGCGACAUUCCAACUUUCCCCCGGAGAAACGACACGGCCCCGAAUAUCGUCCGAUGUACGACACGCACGGCGCCGAUAGGCGCAGAGGCAUGCGAGAGGAGAAUCAAGCUGCCCGAGUCGGCGUUGGAGUCGAGCUGGGCGAAAACCAGGUCGCCUCUGAAGGCGAGCCUGAAAUUGGUGGUGGCAGUCUCGCUCUCGGCGGCGAACCCGAGGAACGCGACAUGGGUGGAGACGGACAUGGUUUCGAGCAGCGCCAGGCCCAGCCUCCCAUUCAGCGAGGCAGCACUGACGGCGUCCUGGGCGGUGCUCUGACGGGCUCUGGCUACGGUCUUGGUCCCAGUGGCAACCUGAAUCGGUCCAUGACACCUCAGCAAUUGGCGAUGAGGGGCCAGAGCGCUUACGGCGACCAGAUGCCGCCGGGCAUCUCGAGCCAGAACACCAUGUUUCAAGGCGCCGGCCACAACCGCCAGUCGUCGCGCUACAGCUUCGCAAACGAAAACUCGAACUCGGCCACGACUGUCAGGCUCGCCGGGAACUCGAGAGCCAUGGCCCAGCAGUCAUCGAUGAUGCCCAACUACCAGACGAACCAGUACUACUCGGGCGCCGUUGCCGGGCCGCCGCCCGGCCUCAAGUCGACGGGUACGCCUCCUAGCAUGUACAACCAGUUUGGUGCCGCAGGCAUGGGCGGACCCCCCCGGGAGUCAUCUACCGAGCUCCUACAGAACGUUGCUGGACGUAACCGAGGCGGUGGCAGCCAGCCCCACGAUGCGGGAAAGCGUGAGUACAUGAUUUCUUCUUAUCAAAACCACCAGUACCCACCUUCCUCUACCUCCACCCCAGCCCCCGCUGCCGGCCUCAUGGCAUCGCUCUACGGUACCCCUGGGGCAUUCCAAGACUUCGGUUCCAAGCAGAAGAAGAAGGGGAAGAAGCACAGACAUGCUAACACUUCCUCCUCUGGGGGGAGUGGCUUAGUCGAUCUUGUGGACCCGAGCAUCUUGCAAGCACGGAUGCAGCACCAGUCGCAGAGCAAUGCCGGAGUCGGCCAGGGACUGUUUGGAAGUCAGAGCCAAGCAGAUGACGAGCUCGCCUUUGACCCCGAGGCACGAAGCUACGUGGAUCAACUAGUCGAUGAUCCGCCCAACAUGGUCACCGCGGCCGGGGUUACGACUCCAACGACUGCUGGACCUUCCAUUCCCCCGGGUUUUGCUAGCUUCUACGGACACGCUGAGCCUUUGUCUCGGGCCUCGCCAUCGCCCACUCCUACACGUCCAAUCGGUGUGACUCCCGCGGUGCCGAGGAUACCGCCGCAGGGCUUUGAUCGUCGUGUUGUCUCACAGGGACAGACGGCGCAGAAGAGCGCCAGCGCCACGGCAUCAGAGACGCAGCAGAAAGGUAAAUUCGCGGCUAGCAACAGUGGCGCGCCGACGUUGAGCUUGGCGGAGCCAGUCCAGGGCCGGCAUCGGGCUGGGCUGUCGGCCGAGGAAUUCCCUACGUUGGCUCCGGCCGCAGCUUUUAGGAAACAGACCACAUCGCCAGCCAUCCUGACGAUGCCCUCCCCAUUUGUCGCUCCGGGCACCAAGAAGCAAGACAAAGGCAAAGCGCCCGAGAGACCGCCGCAGAAGGCAGCCGAGAAAGCUCCUCAGGCGACUCCGGGCACCUCCGUUCCCCCGUCUAAGCCCACAGGCAAGAAGGCGGGAAGUGCUACCCCCAAAGCAGCAAACAGGGGAUCAUCUGCGGACCCUGACGACGUCGUCAAGGGAAACACAUCGGCCCGAUCAUCGGCCCAGCCUGCUCUCCCAGUUCAGCAGUCUGCUCCCAGGGCCAUCCGAGUGAUACCGGCUACCAAAGCCGACAUCUCAAGCCAACCUUCUCCUGUCCUUUCGGUCGCGGCCAAGACGGCGGCGGGGUUCCAACGGCCAGACACACCGGGUAGUGAAAUGGUUAGUGACACAGCUAGUAUGGUGUCCGCUUCGGUAGACGCCUCUCGAGCAGGCUCGCCUCCGCCAGCUCGUGUCGGCACUGCAGCAGUUCGAGCCUCGACCAAGAGCUCUCAGCGCAAAGAGCGCAAGAAGGCCAUGAAAGAGGAGACGAAGAUCAUAGUAGAAACCCCCAAAUCAGAGCCGGAGGAGCACGCGCCAAUCGUCGGACGCAAGAAGAAGCAGAAGAAGGAAAAGCCGCCGAAGGCACCAAUUGCGCAGACUCAGGAGGAAUCUUCGCUUCCGACCAUCGGCAAGGGCGACGAGCCAACCAGCGUUGCCGGAAACGAGAUGGCCACCAGCACCAAGACCCCGGACGAAGCCGACACCAAGGCCAAGAACCGAGGCCAGAAGAAGUUGGCCAAAGCAAAGGCCAAGGAAAAGGAGUCGCAGCCGGAGCCGCCCGCAGAGACUUUGCAACAAGAGCCGGCCCCCGCGGCCAUGGAACCCGAGCCGGAAUCGCAAUCCCCUGAGCAAGAUCGACCCAACUUUCCUUUGGGCCAUAUCUUCUCGGCCAUACGGGAUCGACUCUGGCGGGGACCUCUUGGCGGCCUGCAGAUGCUCAGGACCGUCCAGGGCGAAGGACGAGGCAACGGACCACCGCGACAAGAUCACGGCGGUUCGAGCGGUCCAGCCAACAAAAGUGGCUACUGUAAGGACUGUGCGUGUAAGUGCGGCGAGAUCAGCGAGAACGACCUCGCGAUGCUCCGUGCGGGGAAGCCGGUUCGGAAGCAGUUUCACAGCGAUGGCAGUAGGAUGAUGAUUACGCCUAAUGGAGACUGCGUCCGCUCCCUGACACCCGAAGAGGAGGACGCGUUCCUCGAGCUUCAGGCGGCCAUUGCCGAAACCGCCGACAACCCGGGCGUGUUUGUUGCGCCUCGCCACCAGCCCGGCAGCGGCGCAUUCUCUCUCAUCAAAGGACGGGCCGUCCCCAAUGGCCGCCCCAACAUCUUUCCGGCCACGUCGCAGCCUCAGUCCCAGGACCCGAUUGGCAAGAUGCAGCGCGAAGACGCGCUCAGCUACAUCAACCAGUACGUCCUGCCGCGUCUGAAUUUGGGCGCCAGCAACAUGGGAUUCCCUAAGGGGGCGUCUCCAGCCCGCGACUCGGCCGCGGCCAGCCUCAACUCGCUCGCGCCGUACUUUUACGGGCCGGACGCGGCCGCCGGCGUGGGCAUUUACAGCGCGCCCGAGGGCGCCCGCGCGAUGCAGGACUUUACGGGCGGCGCCGGGUUCGUGCCGCACGGCGAGGACGGGCCCAAGAUUCCCGGCGGCAGCAGCAGCUUCGGUGGCAUGCCACUCAUGAGCGUCGAAGACGCCGAGAUGGCCUUGGCGGCCGCCCGGAAGGAGACGGAGAAGCUUGAGAAGGGCCUCAACGCUGUCAUUAAGCGUAACAGGCGCCUGCUGCUCGGGUCCGGCAACUGA
Molecule: messenger RNA, 4689 nt
Organism: Purpureocillium lilacinum
Lineage: Eukaryota; Fungi; Ascomycota; Sordariomycetes; Hypocreales; Ophiocordycipitaceae
Product: transcriptional repressor general negative regulator of transcription subunit 4
Biological process (GO): protein ubiquitination
Cellular component (GO): CCR4-NOT complex
Molecular function (GO): RNA binding; ubiquitin-protein transferase activity
Source: RefSeq, a predicted model, not a curated record